AUGCCGGAGCUUCGUAGCGGAGUUCGCCGUGGACGUGGCCGCGGGCAGAAAACGUCGGAGACAGCGAGGAAGGAGGUGAAGGCUCGUGCGGCGCCGAGGGGGAGACCGAGGACUAGAUUAGCGGCGAAGGAAUUGGAGCGACAGGAGCCGUUGAUCGCGAUUCCGGAGCCUGCAAAGGAAGAGAAGAAGGACGAGGGUGUGGCCGUGAAAAUGGUUGACGAAAGUGGUGGCUUGAGUGGCAAUAAGGCUGAGGAAGAUGCCAUCACUCCACCUUUUCCAGAUAAGGCAUGUGAUUGCGACUCUUGUUUUAUUUUUCUGGUAGAGAGGAAACUGGGUAAAGGAGGAUUCGGUCAGGUUUUUGUUGGCCGUCGUGAGCGUGCGACAGGUGCUGGGGCUGUGGAGGUGGCUUUGAAAUUUGAACAUACAAACAGUAAGGGCUGUAACUAUGGCCCUCCUUAUGAGUGGCAAGUAUACAACACACUUGGGGGUAGUUAUGGAAUUCCCAAAGUACAUUAUAAAGGAAGACAAGGAGAAUAUUAUAUAAUGGUUAUGGACAUACUUGGUCCAAGUUUGUGGGAUGUCUGGAAUUCCUCUAGCCAGAUGAUGUCUUCUGAAAUGGUCUCGUGUAUAGCGGUUGAGUCCUUAUCAAUACUUGAGAAGAUGCACUCAAAAGGUUAUGUACAUGGAGAUGUAAAACCAGAGAACUUUUUACUUGGUCAGCCAGCUACAGCACAAGAGAAGAAACUGUAUCUCAUUGACCUUGGAUUAGCAACAAAAUGGAGAGACACCUCCAGUGGACUGCAUGUUGACUAUGAUCAACGCCCUGAUAUGUUUAGAGGGACUGUUCGAUAUGCUAGUGUCCAUGCUCAUUUGGGGAGAACUGCCAGUAGAAGGGAUGAUCUUGAAUCUCUUGCAUACACUCUCGUCUUCCUACAUAAGGGUCGAUUACCAUGGCAAGGUUAUCAGGGUGAUAGCAAAUCCUUCCUUGUUUGCAAAAAGAAGAUGGGGACAUCUCCUGAGACGCUGUGCUGCAUGUGCCCUCCCCCUUUUAGGCAGUUUCUUGAGAUUGUAGUGAAUAUGAAAUUUGAUGAAGAACCUAAUUAUUCCAAGCUCAUAUCUUUGUUUGAUGGUAUGAUUGGACCCAAUCCAGCAUUGAGGCCUAUUAAUACUGAAGGUGCCCUAAAGGUUGGGCAAAAGCGGGGUAGAUUGAAUAUUGAAGAUGAUGACUCACAGCCAAAAAAGAAGGUUCGUUUAGGGCUUCCUGCUACACAAUGGAUUUCAAUUUACAAUGCAAGAACACCAAUGAAACAAAGGUAUCAUUACAACGUGUCUGAUGCAAGGUUAGAACAGCAUGUUGAGAAAGGGAUUGCAGAUGGCCUUCUCAUUAGUUGUGUAUCCUCUUGUGGCAAUCUUUGGGCCCUUAUUAUGGAUGCUGGAACUGGUUUUACUGCUCAAGUUUACAAGUUGUCAACGUUUUUCUUGCACAAGGAAUGGAUCAUGGAGCAGUGGGAUAACAGCUAUUACAUUACUUCUAUUGCAGGGACCAGUAAUGGCAGCUCUCUUGUGGUGAUGUCAACAGGUACGCAGUAUACUCAACAAUCUUACAAAGUAAGCGAAUCUUUCCCCUUCAAAUGGAUAAACAAGAAAUGGAGAGAAGGUUUUCAUGUCACGUCAAUGGCUACUGCUGGAAGUCGCUGGGGUGUUGUUAUGUCUCGGAAUUCUGAUUACCUUAAACAGUCGGUUGAACUUGAUUUUCUCUAUCCAAGUGAGGGUAUCCAUAAACGUUGGGAUAAAGGUUAUAGGAUUACAGCAACUGCAGCUACAUUGGAUCAAUGUGCUCUUAUAUUAAGCAUUCCGAAGCGCAGGCCUAGUGAUGAAACUCAGGAAACUCUACGUACAGCUCAAUUUCCCAGCACGCAUGUUAAGGAUAAAUGGUCAAAAAACCUCUACCUUUCCUGCUUGUGCUACGGGCGGACAGUAUGCUGA
Sphenostylis stenocarpa is the source of this 1986-nucleotide messenger RNA. Lineage: Eukaryota; Viridiplantae; Streptophyta; Magnoliopsida; Fabales; Fabaceae. The record is from the annotation of a GenBank genome assembly.